AUGGCCUCAGAACUAGGGCUAGCGCCGCCGGCGAAGCGCCCGCUACCGUCGGCACCCACCACCAUCACCGGUAUCGGCGACGACCUCCUCCGCGAGAUCUUCCUCAUGCUUCCGUCCCUCCCGAGCCUCGUCCGCGCCGCCCUCGCCUGCCGCACCUUCCUCGGCGCCGUCCGGUCGUCCCCCGCCUUCCGCCGCCGCUUCCUGGCGCUCCACCCGCCCCAGAUCCUCGGCUUCUUCAUCUGCCCCAGCCGCAUCGCCAGCCACCCCUUCGUCCCCUCCCGCGGCCGCUCCGACCCGGACCUCGCCGCCGCCGUCCGCGGCGCCGAUUUCUUCCUCACCCGUCUCCCGGAGAACGGCGGUUCCUCCCGCGGGUGGCACUUCGAGACCUGCUACGGUGGCUACGCCGUCCUCCUCAACCAAACCACGGACCAGAUCGCGGCCUACAACCCCCUCACGCAGGCGCUGCAUCUCUUCCCCCAGCCGCCCGCCGACAAGAUCCUCUUCCACGGCUUGCCUGAGUACUAUUUUUUCUCCGAAGAGGACCAGGGAGUGCUCCGUAUGGUCUGUGUCCAACACCGGAACAUGUCGUGGCAAGUGCCGGCGCGCCUCGCCGUCUUCUCCCCGGCCACCAGCAGCGAGUGGCAGAUUUUGCCGUGGGUGGAGACCCCGCCGCCGCUGCAGCCCGAGGAAGAUGGUCAAAAGGUCAUCACCUUUUACCCUGGUACGCAGGUGAAAGGAUUCGUCUACUGGAAACACACGAGUCAAGCCUAUGCACUCAUUCUCAACACUGCGACACUGCAAUUCUCGAGAGUGGAUUUGCCGCCAUUCUUUGAAGAGAUAGAGACUGUGCAAUUUAUGCUUGGUCAGACCAAGGAUGGGGAGCUCUGUAUGGCUGGCGCAGAUGACAACGAUGGAAAGACAGGAAUGCUCGUUGUUUGCGUUUGGAGAGCUGAUGAGCACGGUGUUGAGAAGUGGAUGCUGGAAGGUAUUUUUGCACUGAGUCUAUUUGUUGAUGCCACAGAGGAUGAUUCCACGGUGCAGGUUGAUGCGAUUAUCGAUGGCUAUGUGUACCUGUCUACUAAGUAUUCUGGGCAAGCCGAGUCCCUCCUAUCCCUCUGCCUGGAAACAGCAAAGCUAACCAAGCUCUUUGAUGGUACAUACACAAGCCCAUCUCAUCCCUAUAUCAUGGCAUGGCCUUCUUCAUUGGCAGACAACAAGGCAAGCCCGUGCUUGAAGAUUCCGGUUUACAGAAGGAUGGUGAAAGCCAAAUCUUCUGGAAGGGGAGGCGGCGAUCCAGAAUUCAGCUAUCAGGAGUUCAGGACCCAUGAAGCUGCUAGUGUGUCCUCGACUGGUGGCUUACUGAGCAUCAGUGAAGAAGAUGAGAGUGAAGAUGAACAAAAUGAGCUGAUGGAUAUUGAGCGGCAGUAA
This is a messenger RNA of Triticum turgidum subsp. durum (durum wheat), 1428 nucleotides long. The record is from the annotation of a GenBank genome assembly. Lineage: Eukaryota; Viridiplantae; Streptophyta; Magnoliopsida; Poales; Poaceae.